AUGAGGGAUGAGGCACCUGUCUCCUCUCCAGUGAGGUCGAAUACCUUGACUCCCCCAGACAACCCCCCACACCAGGGUAUCGACCUUGGACGGGACAUCUGUCUCGGUGGAGGGCUCAACUGGUUCUGGAACGUACCAGACAAGGAGCCUCUCGAGGGGAGGAUCAAAAGGCUCGAGGAUGACUUCCGUACGUUGAAGGAAACGAGGUCCUUGGACUUGAAAAACGUAGAGAACGAUAUUCAGAGCGAUCGUUCUCGGAUUAAGAGGCUGGAGACCUCGCAUUCCGGACUGAAGGAGGACAAAAGGGCCCUCCAUAAGAGGGUCACCACCCUGAAAGAGACCCUUGAGCAUAAAGUCAAGGUGGAGGUUGGGGAGGGGAUUUUGCGCCAGCGCCGACAGCCUGGCAAGGAGUGGUCAAUGGAUGAGAUCGGCGGUGGGGAGGGCAGCGUAAAUUGCAGUAUAAUUAUCGGAAUGGAGAACCAGAUGUCCAGCAGUGGACUUGCAAUAAUCACUUCUACGAGUAGCUCAUUAUAG
This is a messenger RNA of Penicillium verrucosum, 534 nucleotides long. RefSeq lists its product as uncharacterized. Lineage: Eukaryota; Fungi; Ascomycota; Eurotiomycetes; Eurotiales; Aspergillaceae. Bases 1 to 534 code for a protein of 177 amino acids. The transcript has a single exon. The record is from RefSeq and is a predicted model, not a curated record.